AUGCCGAAAAACAGAUUAGAAAAUGGCGAACCUGUCAUUGCAAUAUUAGUUUUAAGUUGUAAUCGUGUUACCGUUGCACAAUGUCUUGAUGAAUUAUUAAGAUGGAGACCUUCAAAAGAACAAUUUCCAAUAAUUGUAUCACAAGAUUGUUCUCAUCAGCCCACCACAGAUGUUAUAUUAUCAUAUGGAGAUCAAAUUACAUUAAUUAAGCAACCUGAUCAAAGUGAAAUUCAAAUUCCUGUAAAAGAAAAAAAGUUCAAAGGUUAUUUUAAAAUAGCUAGACAUUAUGGAUGGGCAUUGAAUCAAACUUUUUUUAAUUUUAAAUUUGACACAGCAAUCAUUGUCGAAGAUGAUUUAAUAAUAGCACCAGAUUUUUUUGAAUACUUUUUAGGAACAUAUUGGUUAUUAAAAGGGGAUCCUUCGCUAUGGUGUGUGUCCGCUUGGAAUGACAAUGGGAAAAGUGGCCUUAUUGAUGAGUCUCAACCAGAGCUUCUUCAUAGAACUGAUUUUUUUCCUGGUCUUGGAUGGAUGCUUACAAGUUCGUUAUGGGCUGAACUCAGCGAAAAGUGGCCUAAAUCUUAUUGGGAUGAUUGGAUUAGAAAGCCUGAACAAAGGAAAAAUCGCGCUUGUAUUAGACCAGAACUUUCCAGAACUAGAACUUUUGGAAAAGUGGGGGUUAGCAACGGGCUGUUUUAUGAAAAGCACUUAAAAUAUAUAAAAUUAAAUAACCAAUUUGUUAGCUUUACAAAACUAAAUUUGACAUAUUUAUUAAAAGAUGUUUAUGACGUCAAUUUUGUAAAAGAUGUUUAUUCAAGUCCAGAAGUUUCUUAUGAAGAUUUAAAAAAUAAUCCCAACCUACCGACUGGUUCUGUUAGGUUGCCCUAUUACACAAAGGAUCAGUAUAAAAAAUCUGCAAAAUAUAUAGGUUUAAUGGAUGAUUUUAGGAGUGGAGUUCCGAGAACGGCUUAUCGAGGAGUUGUAACAUUUUCAUAUAAGGGUAAAAGAGUGCAUUUAGCUCCACAUGUUAAUUGGAAGGGAUAUGACAUUACAUGGAGCUAG
This is a messenger RNA of Pediculus humanus corporis (human body louse), 1059 nucleotides long. RefSeq names its product alpha-1,3-mannosyl-glycoprotein 2-beta-N-acetylglucosaminyltransferase, putative. Gene Ontology annotation, cellular component: Golgi apparatus. Bases 1 to 1059 code for a protein of 352 amino acids. The record is from RefSeq and is a predicted model, not a curated record. NCBI's taxonomy places the organism in Eukaryota, Metazoa, Arthropoda, Insecta, Psocodea, Pediculidae. The transcript is spliced from 6 exons. Gene Ontology annotation, molecular function: alpha-1,3-mannosylglycoprotein 2-beta-N-acetylglucosaminyltransferase activity. Gene Ontology annotation, biological process: protein N-linked glycosylation.